Molecule: messenger RNA, 1748 nt
Organism: Clarias gariepinus (North African catfish)
Lineage: Eukaryota; Metazoa; Chordata; Actinopteri; Siluriformes; Clariidae
Gene: ccdc28a
Product: coiled-coil domain containing 28A
Exons: 6
Coding region: 168-722 (184 amino acids)
Source: RefSeq, a predicted model, not a curated record
ACAUGACGUCACGCGCCUCAACCCGGAAGUAGCGUCUGUAAACUUUUCCUGGAUCCAGUGCAGGAGUUGCGUUUUAUAUCUGUAAAAAGGAGCAUUUUCAGGCUUUCUAGGCAUGUGUUUCAGAAACUAUUCUUGUUCAUUUUAACGGAGAAGUCUACAUUUGGAGCAUGGAGGAGAGGAAACUGAAACGAAAAAGUCCAAGACCUUCGACCAACCAGGCUGCUCCGCCAGUCACGGCGCGCAAGAACAUCAGCUCCAGCGGCAGGACUUUAGGGUUCACUGGCACCAGCACUGGCACCCACUCAAACCAGAAGACAAAAUUUCGCAGAAAUGUGAGAGAUAAGCCAAAGCUACAGAGUCAACUGAGUAACCAGGACUCCACUAUUCAGCACUCGUUCCUCACAGACGUCUCUGACGUGCAGGAGAUGGAGAAAGGCUUGCUUAGUCUCCUCAAUGACUUUCACUCUGGAAAACUUCAGGCGUUUGGCAACGAGUGUUCCAUUGAUCAAAUGGAGCAUGUUCGAGAGAUGCAGGAGAAACUCGCUCGACUUCACUUCGACCUCAACGCAGAGGUGGACGACGUACCUGCGGACCAGCGCAAGCUCGCCUGCGAUACCAAUAUGGACAAACUUCUACUGAAUCUGGAAGAAUUGAGCUCUUCGAUACAAAAGCUCAACCUCGCUGAUAACCAAGAAGCCCAGAGACCGUCCUCCAACGUGUGAAAUGUUGCGGGUCAGACGCGUCUCAGCCAGUAUUGUUGCGUUUGUGAACGUCUUGAACGGGCUUACUUACACAGUUUGGUCUUAAAUGUCACAUAACCCUCAUCAUUUGUAUUACAUUUCCUGCGACUGUCUUCAGAUUCUGUAUCUUUACUACAUCACAAUAUUUGGAUCUUGCCUUGGAUCUUGAACGAUGCCUUACAGGUGUGCAAUAUGAGAAUGUUUGGAAUAUGCAGAUGACUAUUCACUUUAUUUAAUAACCAUGUUUAUUUUUCUUAUUUUCCUACAUAAAUAUUUUAAGCAUUUUAACUGAACACUGUGUUUUGGCAUUGUUAACAGAGAGGUAUUGGGAGGAGAGUGGGAAGCCUGUUGCUUUUAGUUAAGCCAAGGAGUAUUUGCCUUAAUGCAGAGGAAUGGAUCGUGUGACUCAGAAUGCUUGGGAAAAUAUUAUUGUUUUUAUAACAGUCUAAACUAAAAAAAAUUUUCUUAAUUUAAGUAUUUAAUAUUUUUCUUAAUUAGAUUUUAAUUCUUGUAUAAUUUGGGGAUUUCUAAUGGUUUAUGUGUGUUAGCCUCUAUGUGAUUAAUAAAGUUUAAUUACUUAUGACCUUUGAUCUAAAUAAUAUAAUUUGUAGUAAACAUUCAUCUUCUGUAUGGACAAUUUGCAAUAACAGACAACAAAGUGUUGGCACCCCGGUCCUGAAUAAAUGAACGGAGCCUGUAUUUAUGAACGUGUUUAAACAUAUUUAUAAAUACAGUCUCUGUUUAUUUAUUCAUUAGACUAAUUACAGUGCUGUGGACAGUAUUUGCCCCUUUUUGGAGUUCCAAAGCCUUAGAGAUGACUAGGUUACACUUUCCAGACUGAUCCAUGUCAAUUACUUUGUUUCUCAUCUAUUUCUUUAAAUCGCAGCGAUUUAAAGUGAUUUCCUGAUUCAACACGUCUGACAGUAAUCAGGCAUUCAUUGUUUAGCAGGGGAGUGGGGGCAAUUACUUUUUCACAUAGAGCGAGGCAUGUUUAGAUGUUUUUUUUUC